AUGCACGCCACCGCCGCACCUCUCGCCUCCUCUUGGGGUUGGGCUCCCGACCCCAGCCCGAAACGCUCACCCCCUUGCCUAAUCCUUUCCAAACAGGUCAAACAUGAGCUGAGCUACCUGGCCUGGCCCGGCAAGGAGUGGGUGGAGCCUCGCACGGCAGAGGGCGGCGCCCCCAUGUACGACGCCCUCAUCGUGGGAGCCGGCCAGUGCGGGCUCGCCAUAGCCCACGGCCUGAUGCGCGAGAAGGUCACUAACGUCAUUUGCCUGGACGAGAACGAGCCCGGCAAGGAAGGCCCCUGGGUGACGUACGCUCGCAUGGUGACGCUGCGCACGCCCAAGCACCUCACCGGCCUGGAGUACGGCAACCCCAACCUCACCUUCCAGGCCUAUUACGAGGCGCGGUUUGGGCAGGAGGCCUGGGCCAAGCUGGACAAGAUCCCCAAGGAGAUGUGGAUGCAGUACCUGCAGUGGUACCACGAGGUGCUGGAGAUCCCCGUGCAGAACAGCACCAGGGUGCAGCUGAUUGAGCCGCUGGAUGCCGCCUCUGCCGAGGCCGGCUUCCGCGUGACGGUGGCCCGCUGCGGCGAGCGUCAGGUCAUGCACGCCCGCAAGGUCGUGCUGGCCACCGGCAUCCAGGGCGGCGGCGAGUGGCACGUGCCGCAGUUUGUCAAGGACGCCGUGCCGCGCCAGCUGUACGCCCACACCUCGGAGGCCAUCGACUUUGCCGCGCUCAAGGGCAAGCGCGUGGCCAUCCUGGGAGGCGGCGCCAGUGCGUUUGACAACGCGCAGUUUGCGCUGGGGCAGGGCGUGGGCGAGGUGCACCUGUUUGUGCGGCGGGAGCAGCUGCCCAAGAUCAACCCCAUCCGCUUCAUGGAGUUCUCCGGCUUCCUCAAGCACUUUGCCGACCUCGAUGACACCACCAAAUACGCUGGCAUUGACUUUUUCAUGUCCUACAACCAGCCGCCCACCAACGACACCUUCAACCGCGCCGCCGCCUUCCCCAACUUCACCCUGCACCUGGGCUCCGCCUGGCAGACGCUGACCCCCACCGCCGACGGGCAGCAGGUCCGCAUCAUUUCGGCCAAGGGCAACGAGGGCCUCUUCGACUUCCUCAUCGUCAGCACCGGCCUGCUGACCGACGCGCGGCUGCGGCCCGAGCUGGGCGCCUGCGCCGACCAGAUCGCCACCUGGGGGGACAGCUUCCAGGCGCCGCCAGGCAUGCAGCGCAACCAGCUGAUCGAUGACCACCCCUACCUGGGCCCCAGCUUUGAGUUCCGCGAGAAGCAGCCCGGCGCCGCGCCCUACCUCUCCGGCAUCUACGCCUUCAACUACUCCGCACUCGUCUCAAUGGGCCUCUCCGCCUCAGCGCUGUCGGGCUCCAAGUACGCGCUGCCCAAGGUGGUGGGCGGCAUCACCCGCUCGCUGUUCCUGGAGGACUCCCCCCGCAUCCUCUCAGCCUACCUGUCGUACCGGGAGGAGGAGUUUGUGGGCGUGUGGCCCCGCCCCGCCACCUCCGCCCUCAAGGCCGCGCUCAAGGGCUCGCCAAACCAGCUGCCGCCGCUGCCGCCCAACGCCAAGGCGGCCGCGGCCGAGGCCCCGCAGGUGUUCAAGACCCCCUCCCUCACCCGCAUGUAUGUCAGCACGCCGCCGCAGUAG
Messenger RNA from Chlorella variabilis, 1656 nucleotides. RefSeq lists its product as hypothetical. The coding region runs from base 1 to 1656 and encodes 551 amino acids. The transcript has 8 exons. The record is from RefSeq and is a predicted model, not a curated record. NCBI's taxonomy places the organism in Eukaryota, Viridiplantae, Chlorophyta, Trebouxiophyceae, Chlorellales, Chlorellaceae. Gene Ontology annotation, molecular function: monooxygenase activity; flavin adenine dinucleotide binding.